Entelurus aequoreus (snake pipefish) is the source of this 1337-nucleotide messenger RNA. Its product is annotated as E3 SUMO-protein ligase ZBED1-like. Gene Ontology annotation, molecular function: protein dimerization activity. The record is from RefSeq and is a predicted model, not a curated record. Lineage: Eukaryota; Metazoa; Chordata; Actinopteri; Syngnathiformes; Syngnathidae. The transcript is spliced from 2 exons. Bases 22 to 1179 code for a protein of 385 amino acids.
CAGUCCUUUGCGCUAACUAUAAUGAAAACGGAAGAACGCCACUUUGCAGAGGCAUGUGCAGAACAGUUUCAAACUGUGGCAUGCAAGUGGGAAAUUGAAAGAAAAGUUACAACCAUUGGGACUGACAGUGCACGCAAUAUGAUUGCUGCGGCUCGUAUUCUACCAUACGAGCAUAUGCCCUGUAUCGCGCACGUCAUACAGAGAAGCAUCACUGUGAGUCUCGCUGACAGCGGAUUUGUUCCUGCAUUAGCCAAGUGUCGCAAGAUUGUGGGACAUUUUAAACACAGCCCGGCAAACUUAACGGAGCUGAAUGCAGAGCAGGUGAAACUCGGACAGCAGCAGGAGCCACUGAUCCAAGACGUUCCAACGCGGUGGAAUUCCACACUUGAAAUGGUCAAACGCAUCAUCCCCAAUCAAGCAGCAAUAAAAGCAACCCUGGAUCAACAGCAGCAUAAUCUCGUCAUGCUGACGCCAGCAGAAUGGGAUAAACUCCAGAGACUGGAGACCCUUCUAGAGCCCUGCCGGUAUGUGACUCAGAUCCUGGGUGGGGAGGCCUACGUCUCCUGCUCAGUGGUACUACCUGCCCUCUGCCACUUACACCGUGUAAUGGAAACUUCUGAUGAGGACCCUGCAUACAUGAUUAGAUUUAAGACCAAAUUCAAAGACGACCUAGGCUCCCGCCAAGAACACACCAACAAUGCAUGGCUCAAGAUUGCAACCGCACUGGACCCACGUUUUAAGGACUUGAAAAGUGUGCCCAAGGCAGACAGAGAGGAGGUGUGGACCAAACUUGGAGGCCUUCUGCGUGAAUCACCUGGAAGACCUUCACACACUACUGAAGAUGGGCCACCCAAGAAGAAAAUGAACCUUCUUCUACAGCUGGGCUCAGAUUCAGAAUCAGAUGAAGAGGUACAGCCUGACAGAGCCUUACACAGGUACAGAGCAGAGCCCACCAUUGAAAUGACGGACUGUCCCUUGCAGUGGUGGUCAUCUCAUGCAGGAGCCCAUGACAAGCUGGCUCCGUUGGCUCGGAAAUAUCUAGCCACUCCUGCAUCCUCAGUUCCCUGUGAAAGACUCUUCUCACUUGCCGGUCACAUUGUGCAAAAGAAGCGGUCAGCUUUACUCUCAGAAAAUGUGGACAAAUUGGUUUGCCUCAGUAACUGGCUAAAGGAUGAAUAGAGAAGCGGGCCACAUGUAAUUGUGUAGGCCAUGUUCUUUUGGUUUGAUAAAAAAGAGAAAUCUCUUUGUUUUUCCUUUGUUGAAGAGAAAUGGCCAAGAUGGCUAGUGUGUUACAGAAGGAGACACCAUCCUAUUUUGUUUUACUAUUUCAGUUUCAU